CAAAAACACAUUAUCUUCCUUGAGUUAUUUCUGAUCAUAUUAUAAUCAUCUCCUUGGAGAAUUAUGGCAAUUUCAAAAGCUUUUAUUGCUUCUCUUCUCAUAUCUCUUCUUGUUCUCCAACUCGUCGAAGCAGACGUGGAAAUCUCAAACAAAAAGAAUGGCGACGGCAGUAAGAUUGAUUGUGGAAGUGCGUGUAUAGCACGGUGCAAGCUCUCAAGUAGACCGAACCUUUGUCACAGAGCGUGCGGGACUUGCUGCGCCAGGUGCAACUGUGUGCCACCAGGCACGUCCGGAAACUACGACAAGUGCGCGUGCUACGCCAACCUCACCACGCACGAUGGUCGCCGCAAGUGCCCUUAAGUAAACUAAAAACUCUCUCGAACUGCUGCGCUUGUUCAGUAUCAAGACUAUUUCGUUUUGUUUGUCAGUAAUUGUUGCCGUACGUCGUAUUUUUGUGGUUUUACGUGAAAGAAUCUCAUUGUGUUGUUUUAUUUUCUAAAUAAAGUUAUGACGCUUUAUGGAUGAUUGAUUUAAAUGCUUUCCUCAAUG
This is a messenger RNA of Raphanus sativus (radish), 549 nucleotides long. RefSeq names its product gibberellin-regulated protein 1-like. The coding region runs from base 64 to 360 and encodes 98 amino acids. The record is from RefSeq and is a predicted model, not a curated record. Lineage: Eukaryota; Viridiplantae; Streptophyta; Magnoliopsida; Brassicales; Brassicaceae. The transcript is spliced from 3 exons.